AGUAAAGUUAAUUUGACUGGUUUUCAAACACACUCUUAAUUCUUAAACCUUAAGCACAAAAAAAGGAGAGGAAGAUGUCGUGAAAAGCAUUCCAAAGUCCUAAAACCCUAGAAAGAGUCGAAAGGGAAUACCAAAUUGGUCAAGAUUUAGUUGUUAUACAAACCCAAUUUCUCUAUUUAUGGAGGGGUUGAAGCGAGUUUUUCGCAGUGCGAUGUCACAAGAUGGAGAUAGCAACUUAAGCUCAAUUUCUGCUGUUGUUGAAAAGUCAAGCUCAAAAUCAUCUGGGGCUGGUUCCGUUGCGGCAGCUGACCAGUCUCAGCUCUUGCUUGCUCGGUCUCCUAGACAAGUGGUAUCAUUGUGGACUUGCUCAAAACUCUGUGCCAUUUGUUUUAUUGCUGGAGUAUUUGUUGGCUAUACACUGAAGCGUAGGGUGCGGCGAUGGGCUUCCAAACUUCUCAGGAGAUUGAAGGAUGAAUAACUUUCUGAGAUGUAGAGUUUAUGAUUUUUCUUUUUUGGUAGGUAGGUUGUGAUUCUAUUAUCAAUUAUGCAUGACAAAUGUCCAAGUGUGAUGAUACUAAUUUUCUCUAUGUUGUAGAGAAAUUUUGUUUGAAUGUAUCAUUGAAUAUUUGAUAUAAGAAGAGUAUAUUGACUUUCUAAGAUAAUACAAAUUACCUGAGUUCUUCAUGGAA
Messenger RNA from Nicotiana tabacum (common tobacco), 689 nucleotides. The record is from RefSeq and is a predicted model, not a curated record. Lineage: Eukaryota; Viridiplantae; Streptophyta; Magnoliopsida; Solanales; Solanaceae.